Molecule: messenger RNA, 3329 nt
Organism: Mercenaria mercenaria
Lineage: Eukaryota; Metazoa; Mollusca; Bivalvia; Venerida; Veneridae
Product: acetylcholine receptor subunit alpha-1-B-like
Exons: 1
Coding region: 155-1807 (550 amino acids)
Biological process (GO): signal transduction; chemical synaptic transmission; nervous system process
Cellular component (GO): synapse; neuron projection; membrane
Molecular function (GO): neurotransmitter receptor activity; transmembrane signaling receptor activity; extracellular ligand-gated monoatomic ion channel activity
Source: RefSeq, a predicted model, not a curated record
UUUGGACAAUAACCCUUAAUAUUCUUAAUUAUUAAGUUUGGAAGCCGGACUAAUUGCGUGUUUAAAGUAAACUUGGCUCAAGCUCAUUUGGGAACCAAAUAAAUUAAUGCAGUAUUAAGACUAAAACAGAUUAUGUUAGACUGAAAGUGUAACGAUGAAACGCUGGUCUGUUACACGUUUCAUUUUUGGAAUUAGCUUAUUUAUAUGCCGUGUAUUCUGUGCCACGUGGACUGAAGCGAAAGCAGAAUACGAAAAACUGUACACGGCGUAUUCAAUCGCCAACAGGAACGAUGCAUACAUUAAUACGAUUCCAACGAAUGAUUUUUCACAGCCGCUGGAAGUAACGCUAGAGUUUGAAAUGAAUUCUCUUGGCGGAUAUGAUGCGGUGAACGGUGCAUUGGAUGUGAUUGGAAGUCUUUCAAUGACUUGGAAGGACAACAUUAGUAACCUUGCUAGUGUAACGUUUAAUACUGCACUAGUUACUGAAGUAAUGGUUGACUACAAGAGUUUGUGGACACCUGUUAUCAUUCUGAUAAAUUCAGCAGAUUCAAUUAAACGCAUCGGGGACGAAACGUACAAAGUCCGAAUGAAUCUUGUAUCUGGUCAGGUAAAUUGGAAACCUCGAAUGAUAAUUAAAGCCUCAUGUUCUCCUGAUGUGAGUUAUUUCCCCUUUGAUCAACAGACAUGCGCGUUCACUUUCAUGCCAUCGUAUUUGCCGAGCAGUAAGUUGAAGCUAGCAGUAUCAUCAAGUUCUUGGAAAAUGGACAACUAUGACAGAAAUGGUGUUUGGGACAUAGAAUCCACCGAAUCAAAUACAUAUAUUUCGGGUGACUAUUACUAUGCUAACUUUACUAUUACAUUCAACAGGGAACCAACAUACUUUACAAUAAACUUAGUGUUGCCUAUUUUGUUCCUGUCUUUGCUCAGUGGAUUUGUUUUCUUACUUCCGGCAGCGUCAGGGGAACGUGUGGGAUUUGUGAUAACUUGUUUCCUUGCAUUUAUUGUCCUGUUGCAGACGACAAUGACUUAUCUUCCACAAGCGUCUGCACCAAUGUCCCUCUUGUGUUAUUACGUCAUAGUUAUGAUGAUGUUCUGCGCAUUCCUUACCCUUGUAACUGCACUAUUGCUUAGAGUCUAUCACAAACCUAAAGGUGAAGAAGUUCCAAAAUGGCUAGUACACGUCUUGGAGAUUAUAAAAUGUAUAAAAUGUCGAAGAAUUGUAUGCAAGAAUAAACAAAAUGCAGUUGAAGACAGUUCAAAUGCCGGCAGCAGUCCAGUACUCAAUAUGUCAUCAGAGAAAGGUAGACUAUUAAAAAACGGCAUAGAUAUGCCGUCAAGGACAGUUUUUAAACGACGUCGUCUCUCUUCAGACCGCAAAGGUAUUGAAAGUGGAGAUAUCAAAAAGAAAUUACCUGACCAAAUGAACGGCAAGCCUGAAAAAGACUCAACUUCACCUGACAAAGACAGCUCACCGGAGGCCUUACCAAAAUUAGUCAAUGUCGGAUCCAACACACCACCAAGCAUUACAAACUAUUCAGAGCGCAACAAAAAAACUCUCACGAAUGCAACAGGUAAAACAGCAGCCAAAUCUGGACAAACAAAUGAGGGUGCUACAGUUGCUGUCCCUGGACUUGAAGAGGACUUGGAAUCAAGCGCAAGUUCUCAGAACGACGGUGAAGACAACAUAAGCGAAAUUGAUUGGGACUCAGUGGGCAACCUCUUAGACACAUUCUUUUUGCUUGUAUUCAUUGGAGUGCAGUGUGGAUUUAGUUUAGUGUUUUUGGUGCCACUUGGUACAAGAGCUUGAAGGAAACAUUCUACGUAUGCGUAUAGAUUUUAUUAUUUUUUCAUGAAUAUUAUUCCAUUACAGCCAAUGGAUAACAUUUAACUAUUUAGAAGCUAAUUUAUUUAUUGUUUUUGUUAUGGACACAGGGUCAUUAUUUAGAGGUAUGUGCUCUGGUGGGUGUGUUUAAUGGGCAUAUUGGCAGGCAGUUCUAGUGCCAGAAUGGUCUGAGGGCUUUAACCUGAUGGUCAUUGUGAAACUAGAUGGGUCAAUAUGGUCAGAAUCCAGCCUUUUAAUGGCGUUUUCAGCAUGAUAUGCUAUACUGACGUCAGAUCCGGCUGCUGUGUACCACAAUGAUUACAGCGCGUGAGGCACAUCAUUCCAUUAUCGUUCGUAAAAGCCUUUCCCAAUACAGUUUUUUGUUAUUAUUUAUAUCAAAGUAUUUAUGUAUAUGAUAAUUAUAGGUUCCUAAAGUUGAAACUCUUUGUACAUUUCGAACAGAACUUUACAGUAAAAUAUGGUGUAAACAUAAAUACUAAAUAACAAAAUGAAUCAAAAAACCUUACUGUUAUUUGUUUCUUUUAUUUCUCAGACUUUCAAAACAGUCUAUUACGUGAGGAAUUUUUUUUUAUAACCUCUGUAUUUACAGUUAAGUCUUUUAAACAAGCGUUUGUUAGACCUAUUGUGGUACAGAUAUACAGAGUUCAUGGAUGCAAAUAUAUCUUGCCUCCUUCAAGUUUCUUGCAUUUCUAUUGGUCAAUAGACGUCACGUGGAGACAAGAUAUAUUCCAUAUCCUGCUAGUACAUUUCAGAUAUGAAUUUUGAUUUUAAAAAAAUGACUGCCGCUUUGUUAAUUUACAAAAUAUGAGAUUAUAGCAUGUAAGUAAAGGGUAGUCGGCAAGAUAAAAUCGUUACACAGCUCUCGCCUGAUAUGGAUUUCCUCGACAGAGAAUAUCCCUUAUCCUGUCAUCAACAAGCAGUGUAACUAAUAAUAUUCUUAUCAAGAUAUGAGCCGUGCCAUGAGAAAACCAACAUAGUGGGUAUGCGACCAGCAUGGAUCCAGACCAGCCUGCGCAUCCGCGCAGUCUGGUCAGGCUCCAUGCUGUUCGCUUUUAAAGCCUAUUGGAAUUGGAGAAACUAUUAGCGAACAGCAUGGAUUCUGACCAGACUGCGCGGAUGCGCAGGCUGGUCUGGAUCCAUGCUGGUCGCAUACCCACUAUGUUGGUUUUCCCAUGGCACGGCUCAUAUAGAGUUGACACAAAUGUGAAGAAUUGUAAAUACAGUCUGUAAGAAGAGCCUUUUUAAACACAAACGCAGCCAAGCAAAGGAGUAGACACGGUUUGACUGAGUCUGUUUACAUAAAAAAAAAAACGGUUAUUGUUAAAAUAUUUAAUUUGUUUUUAUCCAAAUAGACCAUGUAACUAGAUUCUAUUAUGACUUUAUAUUUGCAAGAAAAUCUCAUAAUCUAUUUGUAUUAAUGUUGCUAUUCCAUUGUUUGUUAUGAACAUAAAAUAUGUUUAUUUAUAAUAAAAUCCUAUUGUUUUUA